Messenger RNA from Abrus precatorius (Indian licorice), 5958 nucleotides. RefSeq names its product protein TSS. Gene Ontology annotation, cellular component: cytoplasm. Bases 355 to 5490 code for a protein of 1711 amino acids. The record is from RefSeq and is a predicted model, not a curated record. Gene Ontology annotation, molecular function: protein binding. Gene Ontology annotation, biological process: organelle organization. Lineage: Eukaryota; Viridiplantae; Streptophyta; Magnoliopsida; Fabales; Fabaceae. The transcript is spliced from 23 exons.
GAGAGAGAGAGGGCAAUCAACUUAUUAGCAACAAGGAGAGGCCAGAAUUGCUCUCAAAUCCUGAAAAAGGUUAAAACUUGAUGACCCUUAUCCUAUCUUCUUCAAGACAAUUUACAAUAUAUCAUUAUAUUCUCAACAUAAAUUUUACGUUCUUAUACAUAUAAAGUCUUUCCCUUCACUCUCUUCCUUCCUUUUCCCUUAGCUUCAUCAUUCACUCGCACCUUGUUUUUCUCCUUCCACUUUCUCCUUCAGCAACCAAAGUUGGGAUUGGUAAUGAUUUUUCCCUUGUGGGUGUUGUGAACUUUCUGUCUAAAACUUCCUUUUGUUCUGUGGCUGUGCCAAAAGGAAAAGAAAAUGGCCCCAAGAUCAGGGAAAGGGAAAUCAAAUAAAGCGAAAACAGAGAAGAAGAAAAAGGAAGAGAAAGGAGUAGCACCUUCUCUCGUUGACAUCACUGUGGUCACUCCCUAUGACACACAGCUUGUCUUAAAGGGUAUCUCUACUGAUAAGAUACUUGAUGUAAGAAGGCUAUUGGCUGUGAAGGUGGAGACAUGCCAUUUUACAAACUAUUCUUUAUCUCACGAGGCUAAAGGUCAAAGAUUAAAUGACAGAGUGGAAGUUGUUACCCUAAAGCCAUGUCUUCUAAGAAUGGUUGAAGAUGAUUACACGGAUGAAGCCCAUGCAGUUGCACACGUGCGGAGGCUAUUGGACAUUGUGGCCUGCACAACGAGGCUCGGGAAGCCCAAACGAAGCUUGUCAAGCCCAGACUCAAAGCCCAAGAAAAACAGCAAGGCCCAAAAUAACACUAAGAUCAAUUUGAGCCCACCCGUAACACCCAAUGGAGAAUCCCGGGUCGGGUCACCGUCGUCGGAGCCUCCGUCGUCGCCGAUAUCUGAUAACGUAGGCAUGAAGGCGAUUCACCCGACGCCGAAGCUCUCAGAUUUCUACGAGUUCUUCUCGUUGGCUCACCUCUCUCCCCCGAUUAUAAAUUUGAAGAGAUGUGAACUGAAAGAUGAAGAUGAUAGACAUAAAGGAGAUUACUUUCAGCUUCAGGUUAAAAUAUGCAAUGGGAAGAUAAUAGAAGUGAUUGCCUCGGAGAAAGGGUUUUACACUGUUGGAAAGCAGUCUCUGCAGUGCCACACAUUGGUUGAUCUUCUGCAACAGCUCAGUAGAGGUUUUGCUAACGCAUAUGAAUCGUUAAUGAAAGCAUUUUUGGAUCGUAAUAAGUUUGGCAAUCUUCCCUAUGGAUUCCGAGGAAAUACAUGGCUUGUUCCUCCAUCUGUUCCUGAGUCUCCUUCAAACUUUGCUGCAUUACCCGCUGAGGAUGAAAACUGGGGUGGUAAUGGUGGUGGCCAAGGAAGAAAUGGUGAAUUUGAUCAUAGACCAUGGGCAACAGAUUUUGCAAUACUGGCCUCUCUUCCUUGCAAAACUGAGGAGGAGAGGGUGAUCAGAGAUAGAAAAGCUUUUCUGCUUCACAGUCUGUUUGUUGAUACCUCAAUAUUUAAGGCUGUCUCGGCUAUACAGCUUGUUAUAGAAUCUAAGUCAAAUGUGAAGAAUGGGUUGAAUUCUUCUCUUGGUUCUAUUCUGCACGAAGAUCACGUGGGAGACUUAUCCAUUGUAGUCAAACGUGGCAUUCAGGAUGGAUGUAGAAAGUAUGAUUCUGUGUUGGAUGAAUCCAGCAUGCAUAAGGAGGAUGCUCAGAAGAAUUUAAUCAAAGGGUUGACUGCAGAUGAAAGUGUAAUUGUUCAUGAUACUUCUUCCUUGGCUUCUGUUGUUGUACACCACUGUGGAUAUACUGCAAUUGUAAAGGUUUUUGGUAAUGUGAACUUGAGGAAACCUAAAGUUCGAGAUAUUGAAAUAGAUGAUCAGCCAGAUGGAGGAGCGAAUGCUCUCAACAUCAACAGUUUGAGGCACUUGCUUCACAAGUCUGGAACUGAAUCAUCAGAAGGGACUUUAUCAUCCCUAUCAAAUUUGGAUGACUUAAAUGCCUCUAAAUAUCUUGUUCGGAAGGUGGUUCAAGAAUGCAUAGAAAAGAUAAAGGAGGAGCCGAGUGUUUCUAAAAGGUCUAUUCGAUGGGAGCUUGGUUCCUGUUGGAUGCAGCAUUUGCAAAAACAGGAAACUUCAACAGAUAACAGUUCCAAAAAAAACAAAGAAGAUGGCAAUGACGUUGAGGAAGCUGUUAAAGGCCUUGGAAAGCAAUUUAAAUUUUUGAAGAGGAGAGAAAAGAAAUCAAGUAAUCUAGAUGGUGCAGAUUCUGUAGAGCAAAAUGACUCUAUACCUGGAAAUAUGAACUUCACUGCUGAUAACGUUGAGCUGAAUAAUGGUGACUUAAAUAACUCUAAUGAAUUAGAGAAAUUACUUUCUAAAGAAGCAUUUUUGCGUCUCCAAGAAUCUGGAACUGGUCUUCAUAUGAAGUCAGUGGAUGAGCUUAUCAGCAUGGCACACGAGUUUUAUGAUGAAAUUGCCUUGCCAAAGCUGGCUACAGACUUCGGAUCACUUGAACUUUCUCCAGUGGAUGGUCGUACACUCACCGACUUUAUGCAUCUAAGGGGUUUACAGAUGCGAUCAUUGGGUAAAGUGGUUAAACUUGCAGAGAAUCUUCCACACAUACAAUCUCUUUGUAUUCAUGAGAUGAUUACUCGAGCUUUCAAGCAUCUACUUAAAGCAGUUAUUGCAUCUGAUGACGAUGUAGCAGACCUAUCUGCAGUCAUUGCAUCAACACUGAAUUUCUUACUAGGAGGGUGUCGAACAGAAGAUACUGACCAAAGCUUGGGUGAUGACCAUAAUCUCAAAAUUCAGUGGUUACGUUUGUUUUUGUCCAAGAGAUUUGGAUGGACAUUAAAUGAUGAAUUUCAACAUUUGAGGAAGUUAUCAAUUCUCAGAGGGCUCUGUCACAAGGUCGGAUUGGAAUUAUUCCCAAGAGAUUAUGACAUGGAGUCCCAUAACCCCUUUGGGAAAUAUGAUAUUAUCAGCCUGGUUCCUGUUUGCAAGCAUGUAGGGUGCUCCUCAAUAGAUGGACGCAAUUUAUUGGAGUCAUCCAAGAUUGCUCUUGAUAAAGGAAAGCUUGAGGAUGCUGUGAAUUUUGGAACAAAGGCAUUAGCUAAGAUGAUGGCUGUUUGUGGCCCCUAUCAUAGGAAUACUGCAAGUGCAUAUAGUCUUCUAGCUGUGGUUCUCUACCACACUGGUGAUUUUAACCAGGCCACCAUUUAUCAGCAAAAGGCCUUGGAUAUAAAUGAGAGAGAGCUUGGGCUUGACCAUCCUGACACAAUGAAAAGCUAUGGGGAUCUUUCUGUUUUUUAUUAUCGUCUGCAACACAUUGAGUUGGCUCUGAAGUAUGUUAAUCGUGCUCUAUUCCUUCUUCAUUUUACAUGUGGGUUGUCUCAUCCUAACACAGCUGCUACGUAUAUAAAUGUGGCCAUGAUGGAGGAGGGCAUGGGAAAUGUUCAUGUGGCGCUUAGAUACUUGCAUGAAGCUCUUAAAUGCAACAAAAGAUUGUUAGGAGCUGAUCAUAUACAGACUGCUGCAAGCUAUCACGCCAUAGCUAUAGCUCUUUCAUUGAUGGAUGCAUAUUCUCUGAGUGUGCAACAUGAGAAAACUACACUAAAGAUACUUAAAGCAAAGCUUGGAUCAGAAGACCUUCGUACACAGGAUGCUGCCGCGUGGCUUGAAUAUUUUGAAUCAAAAGCCAUAGAGCAACAAGAGGCAGCUAAAAAUGGAAUUCCAAAGCCAGAUGCAUCCAUUGCAAGUAAAGGUCACCUUAGUGUGUCAGAUCUAAUGGAUUUUAUAAGUCCUGAUAAUGAUUCAAAGGGAAACGAUGCUCAGAGAAAACUGAGGCGUGCAAAGAUACUCCCAAUAAGUGAUAAUAACCGUCAAGAACAUGAUGAUGCAAUAGCUGAUGAGGGCGUUCUUUUUGAUAACCCAAAAGAUAAUACAAGUGUGGUAGAAGGAAAUGUAGAAGAAGCAAAUGGCACACUUGAUUCUGAAGAACCAAAAGAAAAUGGUGAUUUCACUAGGGACAGCCCAGUGACAAGUGAAACUGUUUUUGAGAUACCAUCUGAUGAAGGUUGGCAAGAAGCCAAUUCAAAAGCGAGGUCAGGAAAUGCUGCUAAUCGCAAGUUAGGACGCAGAAAGCGACCUCUUCUAUCAAAGCUCAGCAUUAACAGUUCUGAUAAUUACAUUUACAAGGAAAGCAGUUUUAGAAAUGAUAUUACUUCACCACCACAAAGAGGAGUUUAUAAAGUCAUGUCAGACUUAUCAUCUCCAUCUAGGCAACCAAAAGCUCGAAACUUAACUUUGAAUGAGGAUUCUGUUAACCAUCCAACAAAAGGUUCUGUGUCCAAAAUUUCAUCUACUCCCCCAUCUCUAACUUCAUUGGCUUCCAAGUCUAUAUCAUACAAAGAAGUUGCUCUGGCACCUCCAGGUACAGUUUUAAAGCCAUUGUUGGAAAAGGUUGAGAUGGACAAGGUUAAUGUUGAAAAUGAGAUAUGCAGCAGUCCACCCUUGACACCAAUCAAUGAAGUUACUUGCCAAAGUUCCAUGAUUAAUCCAGUUUCUCAGCAUGAUGAAGCAGAGGGAACUCAUGAAAUUGAACCUCAACAAGAAAAUUCUGCAUCAGAACUGGAGAAGGCUUCCCUUACUUCUGAUCAGGCAAAGCCUACAGAAACAAAUGGCACCAAGCUUUCAGCUGCAGCCAAGCCAUUCAAUCCAGGAACGUCGUCAAUGUCUCACCAUUUAAAUUCAGUGUCCUUCACAAACAUGUAUGAUACAAAUUCUAGUCAAGGCAUGCUUGUGGAGCCUGUGCUACCCCAUACUGUUGCUAGGGUACCUUGUGGGCCUAGAUCACCUCUAUAUUACAGAACCAACUAUACUUUUCGGAUGAAGCAUGGUUUUACUAAAAGCCAAACUCCUAUCAAGGAAAGAAGUGGAUUUGGGUCUCCAAGAAUAAUGAAUCCACAUGCACCUGAGUUUGUUCCCAGAAGCGCUUCCCAAGUAGAAACCAGUGAUGCCAAUUCAAAUGUUUCCAAUGAGUAUAACUCUUUGUCUGACUCAGGCACAGCGGAAAAAAAUAAGCUAGAUGAAAAUUUUUUAGGCAAGGAAAGUUCCACAAAAAAAAGUAUUUCUGAAUCUGAGAAGUUAGAGAUAGCAAGGCAGAUAUUGCUCAGUUUUCUAGUAAAAUCUGUCAAGAAAAAUAUUGAUUCUAUGGAUGAAUCUAAGGAUAGUGAAGGAAAGGUUGAGAACUUGGAAAAUUCUGAUGAUGAAAUAGCCAAAGACAGUGCUGUGAUAAAAGUUUUGUAUGGAAAUGAAGAAAAGAAUAAAAAAGUGCCUCAUUCCAGUGAUAGUGAUCAAGAAAAUUUAGAAGUAACUGACAAAAAGAAUGCAGAUGGUGAAGGGUUUAUAGUUGUCUCAAAGAGGAGAAAAAACAGGCAAAAGAUCACAAAUGGUGUCACAGAAUUGUACAACCAGCAGCAGUCCAUAUGUGCUUCUGUUCGUUGAAUAGAGUUAUGAUACGAAUAACCAAUGCUCCAAUAUCAUUUCUCCAUCUGAGUGUUUCUGGCCAAAGUUCUUGACAUCAUAUUGUUGAUAAUAUAGUAUAUUACUCCUUGGCCUAGAAUCUUGGUCAUUCAAUUCAUUUUGUUUUUGUUAAUAUAAUAAGUCCAUUCGGGAUUUGUUUAUUCUCUCUAUAUGGUAAGUUUUGUCCUGAUACUAAAGAAAUUUUGCUUUAUCAAUAAAAAGCUAAUUGGAAAGUUCAUUUUAGUAUUUUUGUAGUUUUUUCUUUGGCAUGGAUAGUUUCACCUCGGGAAUUGAACAUAGCCUCUUGCUUUUCAUUCUUCCUUUAGGAACAAAAUAACUUCACAUUUGAGUUUUUUCAUAUUCUCAUGGGCUUUGUUAAGAUGACAAAGUGACAAAGCCCAGUUCAUGUUUCGUGGGCUUUGAUUAUAUGGAGAUGGAAGAGUCUUUACC